This is a messenger RNA of Aplysia californica (California sea hare), 2182 nucleotides long. Its product is annotated as calcium-regulated heat stable protein 1. Lineage: Eukaryota; Metazoa; Mollusca; Gastropoda; Aplysiida; Aplysiidae. Gene Ontology annotation, cellular component: cytoplasm. The coding region runs from base 180 to 617 and encodes 145 amino acids. The transcript is spliced from 4 exons. The record is from RefSeq and is a predicted model, not a curated record. Gene Ontology annotation, biological process: regulation of mRNA stability. Gene Ontology annotation, molecular function: mRNA 3'-UTR binding.
CGGGGUGGCAGGGAGGCAACUCUGGUGAAAUUUCCCAAGAUCCAGUGUCAGAGCCAGGGGACCCAGUGAACGAAUUCAACGCAAACCACUCCCAGAAACAGCGCUAUAAAUUAAAUGAUACUUGAUUGAAUAAGUCACACAUUUGAAGACUGAGAGACCUGAGGAUUUGAGCCUUCAAAAUGUCAAGUCCACAAGAUAUACCUGAGACUCAAGCACGGAAUAAUGCUCAGAUCUCAAAUUCACCAAGUGCACAUGGCUUUUUGCUUCCAAGUCCUGUUCCAACGAGGAGGACACGGACGAAAUCAAUGUCAGAAAGAGCUGCUGAAGGGCCAACGUACAAAGGCACAGUGAAGAUGUUUUGUCGGCAGAGGGGUCAUGGCUUCCUUCAUCCUGAUGAUGGAGAGAAGGCAGACAUCUUUGUACACAUUUCUGAUAUUGAAGGCGAAUGGGUGCCUAAGGAAGGAGAUCAAGUGACAUACAAGACUGUUCAUAUUCCACCGAAGAUGGAGAAGCUGCAAGCUGUUCAUGUGCAAAUUACACACUUGAAGCCUGGUGUGAAGCAUGAGCGUUGGGAUUCUCCUACACCUGCUUCACCAGAAAAAUAUGGAUCACAGUAAACCAUUUUUGACAUGUUUUGGUUAGUUACUUAUGCAGGGCUGCCUAUUUCUACCGAUUUUUGAUUUGUUCAACUGCCAAACCGAUAAAGGUGCCUUUACUACCCAAUUUACGACAGGCGCCUAGAUUUUUAAAAAGAAUUGAAUCAUUUUCUUUUGUGUGUCCCCAACAGGUGGUGGAUCUUUUUGUUGACCUAUUUUACGCCUCUGUUGGGGUGGCUCUUAACUUUGGUGAACAUUCAGGUCUGAAGUUUACAGUGGAAUUUAAAGUGGUCGAUGACAGGGUGACUGCCAGGCCGCAGGGACCUGGGAUUUGAAUAAGUUGCUGAGUCAGUGGGAACAACCUGAGAAUUCAGAGAAGUCUCUAAUUAUUAAUGCGUAAAAGAAAUUUUUGUUCUUUAAACUUUAAAUUAUACUUGUCCUAUCACGGUUAGUUCAAUUUUGGCCAAUUGUGUUUGCAAUGUCAGGCUGCAUGUCCACAGCACCCAUACAGACCUAACUUUUUAUGGGCCAGAAAAAAUAUGUCCAGAUAAAUGCGGCUAUGCCAUGUCCACAUGUUCCGUACAUUUUUGCUCUUUUCAGAACAGUUACAAACUGUAGCGUGGUCAAAUUACAUCGUGGUGCUAACAAGGAAUUGCAAAAUAUUUUACUACAGUGGUACAGAAAUAAAUCUUUUGGAUCAAGAUGCAGUGACUGGAUUCACCGAAGAAGCAAAGAUUACAGAAUAUAUACACCCAAACGUACACCCAAACACACACUCAUGUUUUUGGCCAAAAUACAUGUCAUUGACUGAGAAUCUACCUGAAAUGGGGAAUUUGAUGUAGGCAGCCCUGUAUGUAUAACAUCAUGUACGCAUUACUCUUGCAUGUUAAUGGAGCAUUGUUGAUGUAAUAUGGGUAUGUUAAAGUGGACUGACUCAUUCGAAAGUAUUGGGGGUUGGGGGGAGGAUGCACAUAAAAUAAUAUGAUAACAAAUAACUUUACAUUUAAAGCUCCAUCCCGUAAGAGGAAAUAAACUCUGAGAACUGUACAUUCAUUACAAGUAUACAGUGCACAAGCACAAAAAAUACAUUUUGUGAAGUGAGAAAAAAUGAUAGUAUUACAAAUGAUCAUUAUAAUAUAUGUCUUUUAAAAAAAAGUGUUUUCAAAAACUCAACUUUUUCUAUAUUUCUGUCAGUUUUUGUUGGAGCGUGUUCCAGGUUUUGGGUCCAGCAAACGCAAAAGUCUUUCAACGUGAUAAUAGAGGGUUCAAGAGAAUCUCUCAUCUUAUAACUGGGACCAGGAUUGCCAAACAUUUUUGUAAAUAGAUAUAGGAUAUUUUGAGACUUCUUGCAACAAUUUUUGUCUGCGUAUUUAUAUAUUUAGUUUCCUCUUUGGUUUUGGCAAACAAUUUAGUAGUGAUUACAUUGACUAGGUGGCAUGUGUAAUGGAGCAUGGAAGGCAAGAGAUUUGUCCCAUGAAUGUUGUAGUUUGUAAGAAGGGGUUUCAGUAUUCAAUAAUGUGUCAUGAUUUAAGUCUGCUUGAAGCUUGAGAUCAUACAAUGAUGGCUUUUGCAUUGUUAAAAAAAAA